Molecule: messenger RNA, 1860 nt
Organism: Durio zibethinus
Lineage: Eukaryota; Viridiplantae; Streptophyta; Magnoliopsida; Malvales; Malvaceae
Gene: CTF2A
Product: FAD/NAD(P)-binding oxidoreductase family protein
Molecular function (GO): FAD binding
Source: RefSeq, a predicted model, not a curated record
UCCAACUUGCACAAUCUCUCUCCAAUUUACUUGGAGCUUUAUUUUUAUGUCUAAAGGCAUAAAGCUGAGUAAAAUUUGAGCCCAAAAUCAAAUUAGUAUGGGGCUGUGGGCCUAAAACCAUGGAUCAAGCUCAGGCCUAAUACAAACAAUUUCAGGUUCCUGUUACAAUCCAGCUUCAAGCUAAAAGAAUGGCGUUAUCAAUGUACCUUUCCCGGGUAAAAUCUGGCUUAAUAUGAACCAACAAGAACCAUUUCAUCUUCGCCACUUAUUUUCGAGACCUUUCGUUUUAAAAUUAAGGUUCUCGAGUCUCAAACUAUCACAAACUUUACACUCCUAAACUGCAGGACCAUGGCAAAAACCCCUUCUUCCCUUCUGGGUCUCAACUCACCUAUGUCACGACCUUUGUCGUACAACUCUCAAGGUAGAGUUUUUCUGGUCAGGCAUUGUUGGUUUCGGGUUCAACGCAGAACCAAACCCAUCUGUGGAUCAAUGAUAAAAGCUGAAGCUCGAGUUCAGAAGGAGGAUAUUGUCAUUGUGGGAGCUGGGAUUGCUGGUCUUGCCACUGCAGUGUCCCUUCGCAGGCUAGGAAUUGGAUCAUUAGUGCUUGAGCAAGCAGAGUCACUUAGAACUGGUGGAACCUCACUCACUCUUUUCAAGAAUGGCUGGCGGGUAUUGGAUGCAAUUGGUAUUGCAGAUAGUCUGAGGAGCCAAUUUCUUGAAAUUCAAGGGAUGGUGGUGAAGUCAGACGAUGGAAGGGAGUUACGCUCCUUCAAAUUCAAAGAUGAAGAUCAAACACAAGAAGUUCGAGCGGUGGAGAGAAGAAUACUACUGGAGACGCUUGCCAAUCAGCUGCCACCUGAGGCAAUCCAAUUUUGUUCGAAGUUAGAAAAGAUUGAAUCAAGUGAAAAUGGUGAAACACUUUUGGAACUUGCGGAUGGUACUAGAUUGCUUGCAAAGAUAGUUAUUGGCUGUGAUGGAAUUCGGUCUCCAAUAGCCAAAUGGAUGGGUUUCUCUGAGCCAAAGUAUGCAGGGCAUUGUGCUUUCCGUGGACUAGGAUUUUAUCCCAACGGGCAGCCAUUUGCACCAGGAGUUAAUUACAUAUAUGGAAGAGGGUUGCGUGCCGGAUAUGUUCCUGUAUCUCCUACGAAAGUUUACUGGUUUAUCGUCUAUAACAGCCCCUCUCCAGGUCCAAAGAUCACUGAUCCAAUUUUGCUGAAGAAGCAAGCAAAAGAACUAGUAAAGAAUUGGUUUGAGGAGCUACCUAAAUUGAUUGAUCUCAGCCCGGAUGAGACGAUAAGUAAAACCCCCCUUGUCGACCGUUGGCUAUGGCCAGGUGUAAGUCCUCCUGCUUCAGCUGGCAAAGUUGUGCUGGUCGGGGAUGCCUGGCAUCCGAUGACUCCCAAUCUUGGGCAAGGUGCCUGUUGUGCUUUAGAAGAUGCGCUGAUUCUGACAAGAAAGUUAGCAGAUGCAAUUAAAUCUGGACCUGCAUCUGUGGAAGGUGCUUUCGGGGCAUAUGGAGAGGAAAGAUGGCCCCGUAUCUUUCCAUUAACCAUACGGGCAAAUAUCGUGGGAUCUCUUUUGCAGUGGGAUAAUCCAUUUGUCUGUUCUGUUCGUAACAACGUUAUCAUACCUAAACUCGUUAGUCUUGGACCAAUGCUUGAACACACAAAUUUUGAGUGUAAGCCUUUAAAAGAGUAAAAUGUAAGAUUUCAAGUCGACCUUAAAUAAAAUGUAAUUUCAUCAAUGCAAGAGUUAAGAAGAUCGUUAUACCAAUAAAGCAGGUUCUCCGCCUUAAAUAUGUUGAACCUCAUCUCAUUCACCACACUUGCAACUCCAAUACUCUGUUACCACUAAUUCAAG